AAAAAUAAAUAAAAUUAACGUGUCAUAUAAAUUUAUUUUAUAUGUGGCGAAACUUCAGUUGAAAAAAAAAAUAAAAAAGAAUUAACGAUGCCAAAUCAUAAUACACAUCAUCAAAAAAAAAAACUUCAAACGAAUCAUCAAUGAAACAAAUAUAAUAUGUGUGUAUAUAUAAUAAGCAUAAUGAAAUAAUUGACUACUUUUACUCGAGUUCUUUCUUCUUUUCUUUAAUUACCCUAGAAUUCUUUACAAAUCAUGAAAGAUUUAAAAAAAUUUUAUCGUACAAUAAUCGAUAAUUGGACGCCUUUUUGUCUAAUACAGUGCAUAUUAUUCAUUACCUGUCCAAUUCUCGAAUAUACAAAGAUCAUAUUAUAUUAUGAAUAUAAACUUCCACUUGAAUACACGAUUGAAUUCUUGUAUCUUUUCCUUAUAAUUUUUCAAUUAGUUUUGAUAACAAGUUCUCUUUUCUGUUGCUGCUGCAUUCCAGAUGUAGCGUUAACAAAUUUCUUUCUAAGUAUCUCAGCGAUCUUGUGGAUAAUUAUUCCAAUUAUUUAUUCAGUAAAAACAGUUCAUGAUUUAGGUGAAAUCCCAUUUUUUUGUCCUUCAAAUUACGAUUAUAAAUUCUCUCGACUUCGUUUUAUAUGUCAAAUAAGAACAUCAAAUUUCAUUUUGAUGUGGAUAGCUUCAAUUUCUGUUCUAUUUUCAUGGAUAUAUUCAUUAAUUUCUGAAAUAUUUCGUGAUGUCCAUGUCAAUGAUGAUGUCGAUUUUGAGUCUAAUAAUGAUGAUAAUUGAAUGCGCUUUUUAUCAGUUUUUUUUUUUUCUGGUUAUUAUAAUUCACGUGAUAAACACGCAGUAAAAGAAGUAAAAGUAAAAGGAGAUCAUGGCUUAUAUUACACGUAU
Rhizophagus irregularis DAOM 181602=DAOM 197198 is the source of this 897-nucleotide messenger RNA. NCBI's taxonomy places the organism in Eukaryota, Fungi, Glomeromycota, Glomeromycetes, Glomerales, Glomeraceae. The record is from RefSeq and is a predicted model, not a curated record.